GUCAGACUCCAUCUUGUUGCUCUGGCUGCUGAACAGACUCUGAGAUGGCGCCUGAAGCAGUUUCCCUCUCUCCCAGAGACUGCUUCUUCUACUGCUCACUGUUCAUUAUCUUACAGUUCAUCAAACUAUCACCAGCAGGAACUCAUCUGCACACAGGGCAAGACUUCCUACAGAACCCUUCAAAAUAAAAGCCUCUCACACUUUUAUUCUGAAGGCUGCUCCUCACCUCUGCAGUCAGUGACCUCUGCAGCUUCACAGCUUUGGAACGGGGAAUCAGAAAUCCUUCUGCUGAUCAGGCUCUAAAGAUCAGAACCAGAACCAGAACUGGGAUCUGCUUUGGUGCAUGCUGCAGAGACACAGAGUGGAGAGCUGUGCAGGUCUGUAGAGAGCGGGUGUGGACCAGGACCAGAUGCACCCUGGAGGUUCAGGAGUCAGAGCAGCAACAGGAAACCAGAGAGAACACUCAGGACAGUGAAAGAGCAAAUCAAGAAUACACAUGUAUGAAUGAUCAACCUAACACCAGGCUCAACAUGGAUCCAGAUCCAGGUCUCACCAUCGUCCUCUUGGGAAACACCGGCGUUGGUAAGAGUGCUUCAGGAAACACCAUCCUGGGACGCCCGGCGUUUGAGUCCAGACAGACCCUGACUCCCGUGACACAGCAGAUCUCCGAGGCCACCGAGACUGUGUUUGGGAAGCAGGUCUCUGUGGUGGACACCCCGGGGAUCCUGGGCUCAGAGCUGCUGAUCCGGGCCUGGUGCCAUGAGCUCCGGGUCUCCGGCAGAGAGAUCCUGUUCCUGCUGGUGUUCGGCAUGGGACGCUUCACCAGAGAGCAGGGGAAAGUUCUGGUGGCGGCUGGCAGGGUCUUCGGACCACAGGACUUCAACCGGUGCUUCCUGCUGUUCACAGGAGGGGACACCUUAGAGGGCCGGUCCCUGGAGGACUUCAUCUUUGAAGACGAGGACACUGAAGCUCAAUGUUCGACAUUCUCCAAUAGAUAUCAUCUGUUUGACAACCAGACCGGAGGGCGAGAACAAGUCCGGGAGCUGCUGGAGAAGACCGGCCACCUCCGAGCCCAGAACCCCCCCCCACCAGGUGUCUUGCAGCCGGUCCGGUCGGAGGAGGUGAGGCUGGUUCUGCUCGGUCCUCCUGGAGCAGGACGCAGCUCCUCGGGGAACACCAUCCUGGGGUCGCUUCAGUUUGAGUCGGACUGUGGCUUUAACCCCGUCAGCACUGAGUCGGUCUGCCGGUCUGCUGGGGUGGGGGGGCGUCAGGUCACUGUAGUGGACACUCCAGGAAUCAAAGCUGGAGGCCUGUCUCCUGAACAGCUGUCUGGGGAGAUCAUGAAGUCCAUAAAGAAGGCGAGUCCAGGACCGCACGCCUUGGUCCUGGUGCUCAGGUUGGGCAGCAUCAGCUCAGCAGAUGUGGCUCUGUUUGAGAACAUGAAGCAGCUGCUCAGAGGCCCGGCCCUGAGGCACUCCAUGGUGCUCUUCACUCACGGAGACAAGUUAGGAGGGCAGUUGAUUAGGGAUCUGAUCCGGUCCAACAGUCCUGUCUAUGAGCUGGUCUCCAUGUGUGGAGGUAGAUACUGUGUGUUCGACAACACAAGGAGAAGCAGACAGCAGGUCAGAACCUUCCUGGGUCAGAUAGAGGAGCUGGUCUCAGCUAACGGAGGACAGCCCUGCACCGAGGAGAUGAUCCGGAGGCCUCGGAGAGGAAGGGUUCUCGGAGCGUUAGCUAGCGUCUGGCGGGCUUUAAAGCAGCCAAAGUACUGGUUCUUUGGGAUCAUUUCAGUGGGCCUGUUGCUGUAUGCAGUCAGCACAGUUUACACCCGGAUCACUCAGUCAGAACCAGAAGUCCUUCCUUAGUCCUGCAGCGAGCUGUACCGGGGGGUAGCGGGUAGAAAAGACAGCAAUAAAACAGAGAAGCGGACAUUAGUAAUAAAAUAAAGACCAAUCAGAAAGACCGUGGCUAAAGAUGCGGAGGGUGAAGUCGGCCGGCUACGUCGCAUGAUGAAGCCGGCGAUUUUGGGCUGAGUUUUUCGAUCCAUUUGGCUGUGAACAUUGCGAGAGAAAAUUACGUGCAAAUGUCAAAGGCAGGCUAGGCUAUAAUAAUAUAGCCACGUGUAAACGUUAAACACAAUUAGCCUUGAUAAGAAAACAUUACGCUUAUCCAGGUAGCCUACUAGUGAACAGUUGACAGACUAUUAUUAGACUAGUUUAGAAUUCAAUAAUAAUCUUACCUUGAUACGACAGGUUGUCAGCCAUCCAAAUAGUAGAUACGACAGGUUGUCAGCUAUCCAAAUAGUAGAUUCGACAGGUUGUCAGCUAUCCAAAUAGUAGAUUCGACAGGUUGUCAGCCAUCCAAAUAGUAGAUUCGACAGGUUGUCAGCCAUCCAAAUAGUAGAUUCGACAGGUUGUCAGCCAUCCAAAUAGUAGAUUCGACAGGUUGUCAGCUAUCCAAAUAGUAGUCUUUCCGAAAAAUGCUGGUUUUGAAGGAUGUUGGUCGAACGAUGAUAGCACAAUGACAUAUACCACUAGAUGCCGCUGUUCGGACGCAUCACGCGAUUCAGAGGCAUAUUCAGAGGCAUAUUUGGAGGCAUAUUCAGAGGCAUAUUCAGAGGCAUAUUCAGAGGCAUAUUUGGAGGCAUAUUUGGAGGCAUAUUUGGAGGCAUAUUCAGAGGCAUAUUCAGAGGCAUAGCCCCACAUUUUAAAACCUUUCUUUUAUUUGUUUUUGUUUUUUAUUUUAAAAUGCGUUCUGCAGAGAAGAUAGACUGUCAGUCACGGUUUGGAAUGAAAGGUAGAAAACAUGAAAGAGUAAAACGGCGAGUAUCGCUAUAGGCCUAUAUCAUUUUUAUUUUUUCUGGAGACGUGACGUUAGUCAAGGCGGCAACCCCGUGUUGUUAAGGCGGCCGCCUUAACAGGAAAGCGCUGUGGGAAACCCUGCUGAGGGACAGCAGAUUAAAGACCUGAGGGACAGAGACCUGAGGGACAGCAGAUUAAAGACCUGAGGGACAGCAGAUUAAAGACCUGAGGGACAGCAGAUUUAAGACCUGAGGGACAGCAGAUUAAAGACCUGAGGGACAGAGACCUGAGGGACAGCAGAUUAAAGACCUGAGUGACAGAGACCUGAGGGACAGCAGAUUAAAGACCUGAGGGACAGCAGGUUUAAGACCUGAGGGACAGCAGAUUAAAGACCUGAGGGACAGAGACCUGAGGGACAGCAGAUUAAAGACCUGAGAGACAAAGACCUGAGGGUCAGCAGAUCAAAGACCUGAGGGACAGCAGAUUAAAGACCUGAGAGACAGCAGAUUAAAGACCUGAGAGACAAAGACCUGAGGGUCAGCAGAUCAAAGACCUGAGGGACAGCAGAUCAAAGACCUGAGGGACAGCAGAUUAAAGACCUGAGAGACAACAGAUUAAAGACCUGAGUGACAAAGACCUGAGGGACAGCAGAUUAAAGACCUGAGGGACAGCAGAUCAAAGACCUGAGGGACAGCAGAUUAAAGACCUGAGAGACAACAGAUUAAAGACCUGAGUGACAAAGACCUGAGGGACAGCAGAUUAAAGACCUGAGGGACAGCAGAUUAAAGACCUGAGAGACAGCAGAUUAAAGACCUGAGGGACAGCAGAUCAAAGACCUGAGGGUCAGCAGAUCAAAGACCUGAGGGACAGCAGAUCAAAGACCUGAGGGACAGCAGAUUAAAGACCUGAGAGACAACAGAUUAAAGACCUGAGUGACAAAGACCUGAGGGACAGCAGAUUAAAGACCUGAGGGACAGCAGAUUAAAGACCUGAGAGACAGCAGAUUAAAGACCUGAUGGACAGCAGAUUAAAGACCUGAGGGACAGCAGAUUAAAGACCUGAGGGACAAAGACCUGAGGGACAGCAGAUUAAAGACCUGAGGGACAGUAGAUUAAAGACCGGAGGGACAGCAGAUUAAAGACCUGAGGGACAGCAGAUUAAAGACCUGAGGGACAGCACAUUAAAGACCUGAGGGACAGAGACCUGAGGGACAGCAGAUUAAAGACCCGAGGGACAGCAGAUUAAAGACCCGAGGGACAGCAGAUUAAAGACCCGAGGGACAGCAGAUUAAAGACCCGAGGGACAGCAGAUUAAAGACCCGAGGGACAGCAGAUUAAAGACCUGAGAGACAGAGACCUGAGAGACAGCAGAUUAAAGACCGGAGGGACAGAGACCUGAGGGACAGCAGAUUAAAGACCUGAGAGACAAAGACCUGAGGGUCAGCAGAUCAAAGACCUGAGGGACAGCAGAUUAAAGACCUGAGAGACAGCAGAUUAAAGACCUGAGAGACAGAGACCUGAGAGACAGCAGAUUAAAGACCGGAGGGACAGAGACCUGAGGGACAGCAGAUUAAAGACCUGAGAGACAAAGACCUGAGGGUCAGCAGAUCAAAGACCUGAGGGACAGCAGAUUAAAGACCUGAGAGACAGCAGAUUAAAGACCUGAGAGACAAAGACCUGAGGGUCAGCAGAUCAAAGACCUGAGGGACAGCAGAUCAAAGACCUGAGGGACAGCAGAUUAAAGACCUGAGAGACAACAGAUUAAAGACCUGAGUGACAAAGACCUGAGGGACAGCAGAUUAAAGACCUGAGGGACAGCAGAUUAAAGACCUGAGAGACAGCAGAUUAAAGACCUGAUGGACAGCAGAUUAAAGACCUGAGGGACAGCAGAUUAAAGACCUGAGGGACAAAGACCUGAGGGACAGCAGAUUAAAGACCUGAGGGACAGUAGAUUAAAGACCGGAGGGACAGCAGAUUAAAGACCUGAGGGACAGCAGAUUAAAGACCUGAGGGACAGCACAUUAAAGACCUGAGGGACAGAGACCUGAGGGACAGCAGAUUAAAGACCUGAGGGACAGCAGAUUAAAGACCCGAGGGACAGCAGAUUAAAGACCCGAGGGACAGCAGAUUAAAGACCGGAGGGACAGCAGAUUAAAGACCCGAGGGACAGCAGAUUAAAGACCCGAGGGACAGCAGAUUAAAGACCCGAGGGACAGCAGAUUAAAGACCUGAGAGACAGAGACCUGAGAGACAGCAGAUUAAAGACCGGAGGGACAGCAGAUUAAAGACCUGAGAGACAGAGACCUGAGGGACAGCAGAUUAAAGACCUGAGAGACAAAGACCUGAGGGUCAGCAGAUCAAAGACCUGAGGGACAGCAGAUUAAAGACCUGAGAGACAGAGACCUGAGGGACAGCAGAUUAAAGACCGGAGGGACAGAGACCUGAGGGACAGCAGAUUAAAGACCUGAGAGACAAAGACCUGAGUGUCAGCAGAUCAAAGACCUGAGGGACAGCAGAUUAAAGACCUGAGAGACAGCAGAUUAAAGACCUGAGAGACAAAGACCUGAGGGUCAGCAGAUCAAAGACCUGAGGGACAGCAGAUCAAAGACCUGAGGGACAGCAGAUUAAAGACCUGAGAGACAACAGAUUAAAGACCUGAGUGACAAAGACCUGAGGGUCAGCAGAUUAAAGACCUGAGGGACAGCAGAUUAAAGACCUGAGAGACAGCAGAUUAAAGACCUGAGGGACAGCAGAUUAAAGACCUGAGGGACAGCAGAUUAAAGACCUGAGGGACAGCAGAUUAAAGACCUGAGAGACAGAGACCUGAGAGACAACAGAUUAAAGACCUGAGAGACAGACAGCAGAUUAAAGACCUGAGAGACAGACAGCAGAUUAAAGACAUGAGAGACAGACAGCAGAUUAAAGACCUGAGAGACAGACAGCCGAUUAAAGACCUGAGAGACAGACAGCCGAUUAAAGACCUGAGGGACAGCAGAUUAAAGACCUGAGGGACAGCAGAUUGAAGACCUGAGGGACCGCAGAUUAAAGACCUGAGAGACAGACAGCAGAUUAAAGACAUGAGAGACAGACAGCAGAUUAAAGACCUGAGAGACAGACAGCAGAUUAAAGACCCGAGGGACAGCAGAUUAAAGACCUGAGACACAAAGACAUGAGGGACAGCAGAUUAAAGACCUGAGAGAUAGACAGCAGAUUAAAGACCUGAGAGACAGCAGAUUAAAGACCUGAGAGACAGACAGCAGAUUAAAGACCUGAGAGACAGACAGCAGAUUAAAGACCUGAGAGACAGACAGCAGAUUAAAGACCUGAGAGACAGACAGCAGAUUAAAGACCUGAGAAACAGACAGCAGAUUAAAGACCUGAGAGACAGACAGCAGAUUAAAGACCUGAGAGACAGACAGCAGAUUAAAGACCUGAGAGACAGACAGCAGACAGAGACCUGAGAGACAGACAGCAGAUUAAAGACCUGAGAGACAGACAGCAGACAGAGACCUGAGAGACAGACAGCAGAUUAAAGACCUGAGAGACAGACAGCAGACAGAGACCUGAGAGACAGACAGCAAAUUAAAGACCUGAGAGACAGACAGCAGAUUAAAGACCUGAGAGACAGACAGCAGAUUAAAGACCUGAGAGACAGACAGCAGAUUAAAGACCUGAGAGACAGACAGCAGACAGAGACCUGAGAGUCAGACAGCAGAUUAAAGACCUGAGAGAAAGACAGCAGAUUAAAGACCUGAGAGACAGACAGCAGACAGAGACCUGAGAGACAGACAGCAGAUUAAAGACCUGAGAAACAGACAGCAGAUUAAAGACCUGAGAGACAGACAGCAGAUUAAAGACCGGAGAAACAGACAGCAGACAGAGACCUGAGAGACAGACAGCAGAUUAAAGACCUGAGAAACAGACAGCAGACAGAGACCUGAGAGACAGACAGCAGACAGAGACCUGCGAGACAGACAGCAGACAGAGACCUGAGAAACAGACAGCAGACCGAGACCUGAGAGACAGACAGCAGACAGAGACCUGAGAGACAGACAGCAGAUUAAAGACCUGAGAAACAGACAGCAGACAGAGACCUGCGAGACAGACAGCAGACAGAGACCUGAGAGACAGACAGCAGAUUAAAGACCUGAGAGACAGACAGCAGACAGAGACCUGAGAGACAGACAGCAGAUUAAAGACCUGAGAGACAGACAGCAGAUUAAAGACCUGAGAGACAGACAGCAGAUUAAAGACCUGAGAGACAGACAGCAGACAGAGACCUGAGAGACAGACAGCAAAUUAAAGACCUGAGAGACAGACAGCAGAUUAAAGACCUGAGAGACAGACAGCAGAUUGAAGACCUGAGAAACAGACAGCAGAUUAAAGACCUGAGAGACAGACAGCAGACAGAGACCUGAGAGACAGACAGCAAAUUAAAGACCUGAGAGACAGACAGCAGAUUAAAGACCUGAGAGACAGACAGCAGAUUAAAGACCUGAGAGACAGACAGCAGAUUAAAGACCUGAGAGAAAGACAGCAGAUUAAAGACCUGAGAGACAGACAGCAGACAGAGACCUGAGAGACAGACAGCAGAUUAAAGACCUGAGAAACAGACAGCAGAUUAAAGACCUGAGAGACAGACAGCAGACAGAGACCUGAGAGACAGACAGCAGAUUAAAGACCUGAGAGACAGACAGCAGAUUAAAGACCUGAGAGACAGACAGCAGAUUAAAGACCUGAGAGACAGACAGCAGAUUAAAGACCUGAGAGACAGACAGCAGACAGAGACCUGAGAGACAGACAGCAGACAGAGACCUGAGAGACAGACAGCAGAUUAAAGACCUGAGAAACAGACAGCAGACAGAGACCUGAGAGACAGACAGCAGACAGAGACCUGCGAGACAGACAGCAGACAGAGACCUGAGAAACAGACAGCAGACCGAGACCUGAGAGACAGACAGCAGACAGAGACCUGAGAGACAGACAGCAGAUUAAAGACCUGAGAAACAGACAGCAGACAGAGACCUGCGAGACAGACAGCAGACAGAGACCUGAGAGACAGACAGCAGACAGAGACCUGAGAGACAGACAGCAGAUUAAAGACCUGAGAAACAGACAGCAGACAGAGACCUGAGAGACAGACAGCAGAUUAAAGACCUGAGAAACAGACAGCAGACAGAGACCUGCGAGACAGACAGCAGACAGAGACCUGAGAGACAGACAGCAGACAGAGACCUGAGAGACAGACAGCAGACAGAGACCUGAGAGACAGACAGCAGACAGAGACCUGAGAGACAGACAGCAGACAGAGACCUGGGAGACAGACAGCAGAUUAAAGACCUGAGAAACAGACAGCAGACAGAGACCUGAGAGACAGACAGCAGACAGAGACCUGAGAGACAGACAGCAGAUUAAAGACCUGAGAGACAGAUAGCAGACAGAGACCUGAGAAACAGACAGCAGACAGAGACCUGCGAGACAGACAGCAGACAGAGACCUGAGAGACAGACAGCAGACAGAGACCUGAGAGACAGACAGCAGACAGAGACCUGAGAGACAGACAGCAGACAGAGACCUGAGAGACAGACAGCAGACAGAGACCUGAGAGACAGACAGCAGACAGAGACCUGAGAGACAGACAGCAGAUUAAAGACCUGAGAAACAGACAGCAGACAGAGACCUGAGAGACAGACAGCAGACAGAGACCUGAGAGACAGACAGCAGACAGAGACCUGAGAGACAGACAGCAGAUUAAAGACCUGAGAGACAGACAGCAGACAGAGACCUGAGAGACAGACAGCAGACAGAGACCUGAGAGACAGACAGCAGACAGAGACCUGAGAGACAGACAGCAGAUUAAAGACCUGAGAAACAGACAGCAGACAGAGACCUGAGAGACAGACAGCAGACAGAGACCUGAGAGACAGACAGCAGAUUAAAGACCUGAGAGACAGACAGCAGACAGAGACCUGAGAAACAGACAGCAGACAGAGACCUGAGAGACAGACAGCAGACAGACACCUGAGAGACAGACAGCAGACAGAGACCUGAGAGACAGACAGCAGACAGAGACCUGGGAGACAGACAGCAGACAGAGACCUGAGAGACAGACAGCAGACAGAGACCUGAGAGACAGACAGCAGAUUAAAGACCUGAGAGACAGACAGCAGACAGAGACCUGAGAGACAGACAGCAGACACGAGACCUGAGAGACAGACAGCAGACAGAGACCUGAGAGACAGACAGCAGAUUAAAGACCUGAGAGACAGACAGCAGACAGAGACCUGAGAGACAGACAGCAGAUUAAAGACCUGGGAGACAGACAGCAGACAGAGACCUGAGAGACAGACAGCAGAUUAAAGACCUGAGAGACAGACAGCAGACAGAGAACUGAGAGACAGACAGCAGACAGAGACCUGAGAGACAGACAGCAGAUUAAAGACCUGAGAGACAGACAGCAGACAGAGACCUGAGAGACAGACAGCAGAUUAAAGACCUGAGAGACAGACAGCAGACAGAGACCUGAGAGACAGACAGCAGACAGAGACCUGAGAGACAGACAGCAGACAGAGGGACAUGCUGGGCCGUUUAUAUUAAAAAGUAGGUUUUUAUAUGAAGGAGUUUCUGGACCUCGGUCCAGCAGGUGGUCAUCUUGCAGGUUUACUGCAUCAGUCUGUAUUGUUGGUUAUACAGGAGAACCAGACCCCCCUGAGACCCCCUCUGGCCUUCUGGUCUUCAGUGUUCCCUUCAUAUUGAUUUCAUAUUGACUUCAUAUCAGAGAUUUGAUCAGAACAGAAGUUGAUACGUUUCUGCUUAGUGGUUAAAGUCUGAAGACCAAUAAACCCUGUCAUGAUGAA
Eleginops maclovinus (Patagonian blennie) is the source of this 9657-nucleotide messenger RNA. RefSeq names its product GTPase IMAP family member 8-like. Lineage: Eukaryota; Metazoa; Chordata; Actinopteri; Perciformes; Eleginopidae. The record is from RefSeq and is a predicted model, not a curated record. The transcript is spliced from 5 exons. Gene Ontology annotation, molecular function: GTP binding. The coding region runs from base 501 to 1865 and encodes 454 amino acids.